This is a messenger RNA of Aspergillus aculeatus ATCC 16872, 1633 nucleotides long. RefSeq lists its product as uncharacterized. The record is from RefSeq and is a predicted model, not a curated record. Lineage: Eukaryota; Fungi; Ascomycota; Eurotiomycetes; Eurotiales; Aspergillaceae. The coding region runs from base 152 to 1633 and encodes 493 amino acids. Gene Ontology annotation, cellular component: mitochondrion. The transcript has 9 exons.
CAAUAGCGGGUGUGAACCACUGACAGUACAUGAGUAUGUGAACUAGGAGUUACUGGUGACUACUGAGGUACCGCAAUGAACAACCUAUAAUAUACUCGACAACGGCGACGACAUUCCCAUACGAUGCAGACUGACACUAUAGAAGCCAAUCAUGAAGUUGUCAACCAAGCAGCUCUUCCGAUACACCAGCGACCGCUGGCUUUGGGACGAGGAGCAGCAGCUGCGCGACCGAUUUGCGCCGUUCAACGUGCGGGAAUUGCAACGAGUCGCCGCGCAAAGUGUUGGGGCGGAGACAUGCACGGCAAUCACAAAGUUGGCUGAAGGCUCGUUCAACAAGACCUUCAGGCUAGAGAUGGGGGGUGGCUCAUCCGUGAUUGCAAGAAUCCCCUAUCCGAUUGCCGGGCCGAGAUACUACACCACAGCAUCUGAGGUCGCAACGAUGGAUUUUGCCCGCACAAUCCUCGGAGUCCCAACACCUCACGUGUAUGCUUGGAAUGCAGACGUGGGCAAUCCUGUCGGGUCUGAGUAUAUCAUAAUGGAGGAAGCCCCCGGUACGAAGCUGGAAGAAUCAUGGGAUGAUUACUCUCUCGAAGAGAAGAUCGCAGUCAUGAAGGAUCUCGUGCAACUGGAGAGAAAAAUGCUCCUAAUCAACUAUGGGAGUUUAUACUAUACCGGUGCCAAUAUCAGAAAUGCCGUUCCAGCCGAAACCGGUGCAGGAAUACCUGCUGAGCUCAAAGACACAAUCCGCCGUCGUUUCGUGAUCGGCCCGAUCGCAGAAAGACACUACUGGACCAAAGAACGUGCAGAGAUGACCUUGGACCGAGGACCAUGGAAACAACCACAGGACUACGUACUCUCUCUAGCUCACCGAGAAGGGGCAUGGAUCCAACGAUACGCAACUCCAAAAGCCGAAGACGACCCGCUAGUGACCUCAGCAACGCAGAACUCCCCCAGUAGCCACAUCUCCCUCCUGCAGAAGUAUCGUCAAGUUGCCCCAUAUCUGCUCCCAGCAGACAAUCCCGCCGCGGUGGCACCCUACAUCUGGCAUACGGACUUACACACAGGAAACAUCUUUGUCCGCGACGGGAAGGUCUCGAGUGUGAUCGACUGGCAAGGACUUUGGGCAGCCCCCCUGAUCCUCCAAGCACGCCACCCAGGGCUAGUCGAUUACAGCGGCGACGUGAUCCUGAAAGCUCCCGAGGACUUUAUGCAUCUAGAUCCGGCCGAGAGAACGCGAAUCAGAGGCCUUAUGAAGCUGCCCCUGCUCGAUCAAGUCCUCCGUUUCGACCACAGUCGGACAAGGUGCAAUCCGGUUCUGUUCGUGGGCGACACUUGGGAGGACGACCUUCUCCCCUUGCGGGAAUCGCUGAUUAGGGUUGAGAGAUACUGGAACGAAUUGGGGCUUGACCUCCCAUGUCCGAUCCAUUUCACCGAGGAUGAUCUACGGGUCCAUGCCGAGGAGGGUGCCGGGUGGAAUGAGGUGCAAGACUUCUGGGAUUCCGUUGCGGACGUCGUAUUGAGAGAUGGCUGGACUCCGCACCAUCUAUAUGGGGAUGCCGUUUCGCUGUUUACCGAGCUACGAGAACUCAGUCUGAAAGCUCAAUCCUACACCACCCCUACACAAAUUCACUGA